AUGAUUCAUGGAGAGGACGAGAAGGAAGGAACCAGCAGUGACAGUCGACUCGUCUUUAUCGGUGAAGAAGGUGAAGAUGACACAAUAGGCUUGAUCCCAUCUGUGAAAGCAUCACACGAAGGUCCACCACCAACACAUUCAUCAACGUUACACACUUCACAAGAAACCUCAAAUGUGGUCUAUUCAUGGUUCUCUUACAUGAUGUUUUCACUGAUAUUCCCAGUCGUACGUCAUGCAUUUAAACACAAAUCGGUGGAUUUUCAACAUCUGAUUGAAAUACCAACGAGUUGGAAAUUUUGUAACACGACAGGAGAAUUGGAACGAAUUCUCUCUCGGAAAAAGAUUGCCACCUCUCGUCACUUAUUUUGGGAAUUUGUGAAAUUGUAUUGGAAAAAUUUGGCAGCGAGUAUGAUUUUCAGAUUUAUCGGAUUGGCGAGUGAGGUUGGGAGAGUGUUUGCUUUGGAACGAAUUCUUCGAUACACGGAGGAUGUAUUGUCAAAGCAAGAUGUGAAUGUCUUUACAUGGCCAGUGCUGGGAUAUUUGGGAGGUUUAUGUCUUGUCAUGUUUGCAUGUAAGGGUAUAAAAUCGGCCAUGGGAUGCUAUGGAGUCAUGGUGUUGCAGCAAAUCGGACACUUCUCUAAGAAUUCACUGUUGGAUGCCAUCUACAAAAAGUCAUUAAGGUUGAGUUCGAUGGCACGGAAUACUUACACUAGUGGUACUAUUAUGAACAUUUGUACGACGGAUACUUCGAGACUGACUUGGUUUUACUAUCAUGCUGGAAUGGUAUCUUCGGUUGUGUUCACACUUAUUACUUGUGUGGGUCUUGUGUAUUACUUUAUUGGAGUUUCUGCCUUUGUUGGAUUUUCAAUGAUUCUGUUCAUCAUUCCACUCUCAUUUGUAUUCAUGAAUGUUCAUGAAAAGUUAGAGGAAAAAGUGGAAGCUUUCCAAGACAAGAGGAGCGAAAUUAUUUCACAAAUGGUUUCUUGUAUGCGAUUUGUGAAAUUGUAUGCCCUCGAAAAAUUAUUCAGAGACAAAAUUAUGAACAUUCGAGAUGAUGAAAUGAAGACGUAUCGAAAGCAAUACAUUUCUAUUGGAGGUAUCAACGCCAUUUGGUACUUUUACAUUCCAUCCAUUACAUUUUUAGGCUUCUUACAUUUUUGCUAUUUUAGAGAACAAACGUUGACCAUGACAAUUGCUUUCACUAUAUUGACUAUUUUGGACACUGUUCAUUUUGAAAUGAUUUUCCUUCCAGAGAGCUUAAUUGAUAUUUCCAAAACUUGGGCAAGCAUGAACAGAAUUUUGAACUUUUUAAAUGCAGAUGAAAUUGAACCUAAACAAGUUGAAAUUAUGGCUAAUGAUGACAUGGUGGCUCGUGACAAUGAUGAAGAUGAUGCUCCUAUGAUCUCGUUCAAGGACGCCACUAUGGCUUGGGAGCAAGAGGAAGCUGUUUUGAAGAAUAUUAAUUUGGAUAUUAAGAGAGGCGAAUUUUGUGUUGUCAUUGGUCGUGUUGGCCAAGGAAAAAGCUCCAUUCUCUCUUCAAUUUUGGGUGAAUUGAAAACCAUUUCAGGAAGUAUUGAAAAACGACCAGGUUGCUCCUAUUCCUAUGUUUCUCAAGAAUCGUGGAUUAGAAAUGAAACUAUUCGAGACAAUAUCAUGUUCGGAGAAGAGUAUGACGAGGAAAAAUAUGUGAAAGUGAUUCAUGCAUGCAACUUGGAGACUGAUUUUUCACAGUUAAUGGCUAGUGACUUGACAAUCAUUGGUGAAAAGGGAAUCAACUUGUCGGGUGGACAAAAGACUAGAGUUUCCCUAGCAAGAAGUUUCUACUCGGACACUGAUGUUUACAUUUUGGAUGAUCCAUUAUCUGCAGUUGAUGUGCAUACAGCAGAUCAUAUUUUGGAGCAUGGUAUCUUUGGAUUAUUGAAAAACAAAACAGUUGUGAUGGUCUCCAAUCACAUCCAUUUCAUUCAGAAAGCUCACAAAAUUGUUGUCAUUGAGGGCGGAUCGAUCACUCAACAAGGAACCUUUGACCAAUUGUACAACGAUCCAACCAAUGAAUCUUUCAGAAAUUUAAUUAAUGAAUUUAGUAAGGUGAAUGCUGAGAAGGCCGAACAAGAAAAAGAAGAAAAGGAUUUGUUCGACUAUGACGCCACCUCUGUGGACGAGCAGGAGUCUUCGUCAACUUUGGAGACCAGUAUACUCUCUGAACAAACAGAAACGCAUCCUUCUUCUACCAACAAGCAUGCUCCUCACCAAGUGAACAAGUUCCAACCUCUCCCUUACGACCAAGAAUUGAUUUCCAAGUAUAGUAUCACAGACCAAGAAGAGGAAAAGUCUAAAGGACUUUCAAUCAGAAGAUUUUAA
Naegleria lovaniensis is the source of this 2361-nucleotide messenger RNA. RefSeq lists its product as uncharacterized. Gene Ontology annotation, molecular function: ATP binding; ABC-type transporter activity; ATP hydrolysis activity. Gene Ontology annotation, cellular component: membrane. The record is from RefSeq and is a predicted model, not a curated record. The coding region runs from base 1 to 2361 and encodes 786 amino acids. The transcript has 2 exons. Lineage: Eukaryota; Heterolobosea; Eutetramitea; Acrasida; Naegleriidae. Gene Ontology annotation, biological process: transmembrane transport.